AUUUCCCCCGUGCCCGCGGGUCUUCCCCCUCCUGGUCCCCGCGCUACCACGAGCCCCCUCCCCGAGAGCGCCUUGAUCUGGAAAGUUCGGUGUGCCCUGCCGCGUGUGGCUGCCGAGCACCUGAAGUGUGGGGAGCGGCCGGGGGACCGGCCUUACGGUUCCUCGUGAACUCACUCGUUACCGAACAGCCGCCUCGGAAGGUGCCUGCGAAGCGCAGACUUCCGAGUCGGGUCCACUCGGCGCUGUGCGGGGAGACGCGGCAACCGCAGGAGAGGGCUGGAGGAUGGGCUAAUGCGGCUGGCACUUUUUGAGUUUUCAGAUUUCACAGAGAUGAUGAGAGCCCUGGGAUACCCACGACACAUUUCUAUGGAAAAUUUCCGCACACCCAACUUUGGGCUUGUGUCUGAAGUGCUGCUCUGGCUUGUGAAAAGGUAUGAGCCCCAGACUGACAUCCCUUCUGAUGUUGAGACUGAACAAGACCGAGUUUUCUUCAUUAAGGCCAUUGCCCAGUUCAUGGCCACGAAAGCACAUAUAAAACUCAAUACUAAGAAGCUUUACCAGGCUGAUGGAUAUGCAGUGAAAGAACUGCUGAAGGUCACAUCUGUCCUUUAUAAUGCUAUGAAGACCAAAGGGAUGGAGAGUUCAAAAAUAGGAGAGGAAGAUGUCAGCAAAUUCAAGUUUGAUCUCGGCUCCAAGAUUGCAGAUUUGAAAGCAGCCAGGCAGCUUGCUUCUGAAAUCACCUCCAAAGGAGCAUCACUAUAUGACUUGCUGGGCAAGGAGGUUGAAUUGAGGGAACUGAGAACAGAAGCCAUUGCCAGACCCCUGGAAAUAAAUGAAACUGAAAAAGUAAUGAGAAUUGCAAUAAAAGAGAUUUUGGCGCAGGUUCAGAAGACUAAAGACCUGCUCAAUAAUGUGGCCUCCGAUGAAGCUAAUUUAGAAGCCAAAAUUGAAAAGAGAAAAUUAGAACUGGAAAGAAAUCGGAAGCGACUGCAGACUCUACAGAGCGUCAGACCAGCCUUUAUGGAUGAGUAUGAGAAGAUUGAGGAAGAAUUGCAAAAGCACUACGAUGUUUACCUAGAAAAAUUUCGAAAUUUGGCUUACCUGGAACAGCAGCUUGAGGAUCAUCACAGGAUGGAGCAGGAGAGGUUUGAAGAAGCUGAAAAUACUCUCCGCCUGAUGCAGAACAAGCUAAAGGAGGAGGAAAAGCGGCUACUCAAGAGUGGAAGUAAUGAUGACUCAGACAUAGACAUCCAGGAGGAUGAUGAAUCCGACAGUGAGUUGGAGGAACGGCGGCUGUCCAAGCCACGGACGGCCAUGGAGGUGCUCAUGCAAGGAAGACCGGGCAAACGCGUCGUGGGCACAAUGCAAGGUGGAGACUCUGAUGACGAUGAAGACUCGGAGGACAGUGAAAUUGACAUGGAAGAUGAUGAAGAAGAUGACGAUGAUUUGGAAGAUGAGAGCAUUGCUCUCUCACCAGCAAAGCCCAAUCGAAGGGUUCGGAAACCUGAGCCCCUGGAUGAGAGUGACAAUGACUUCUGACCCUCUUGCCAAGGGACCCAGGCAGAUUAAAAGCCUCAGAUUUGUAGGUAAAUGGGAAAUUAGAUGGCAAGGAAGUUAACGUGUAUUUUGUUCAUUACGCCAGCUUGGCUCAUUAUUAAGAAGCAUUACUUCUUUCUGCUUUAUCAUCUUGUAUUUGUAUUCCACAAAGUCUAAUCAACAACUGAAGCAAACCCCAAAGAUGUUUUUUCUUUUGCCUUCUUUAUUUCCUAAACCUUGGGAAAUGCAUGUGUUCUUAGUAGUUCAAACCCACAGGACAAAACCAGGCUGAUAGUGUGUAAGUCUUGGCUGCUGCUGUUAUUACACAUUCCUCUCAGAACCCAGGAGAUCUUGGGUUGGAAUUUGGCACAAUACUUGUUUUAGGAGUUACAGGGGAACAUCUGGCUUGUUAAUCACUUGCAUAGUUUAGAACAUUUACUAUAUAUCAGCUUUUAAUUCUUGCCUUUAUUUUUUUCUUCUCAUAAUUUCUUACUCUAUCACUGAGCUACAUCUCCAGCCUUUUUAAUUUUUUUAUUUUUGAAGCAGGUUCUUGCUAAGCUACUAAGGAUGCUGACAUUCCCCUGGGAGUCAGAUCCAUCUCAGAUCAAAAUCCCCUCUGUUUCCCCAGUUAAAUUUGGGAACCGCAGACCUGGGCUACCCCUUCAGAGAUUCCAAACUCCUGCCACAGUGGCGGUUGGGACUCCACUCUCCUUCCUUGGUCUUGUCUAAAGUGUGGCAAGACAUUUAUCCAUAAUAUAGGGACAAAGACAGUUUCUCUGAAUCUCCCAACCCACAUGUCUCUUUAGGAGAAGGAGUCAGUUAAGGAAAAAUUGCCAAUAUACAUUCAUGUUUCUCAUUUAAAAAAAAAA
This is a messenger RNA of Marmota flaviventris (yellow-bellied marmot), 2405 nucleotides long. It is a transcript of the gene Ift38, whose product is annotated as clusterin associated protein 1. Lineage: Eukaryota; Metazoa; Chordata; Mammalia; Rodentia; Sciuridae. Gene Ontology annotation, biological process: cilium assembly. The record is from RefSeq and is a predicted model, not a curated record. Gene Ontology annotation, cellular component: microtubule organizing center; cilium; intraciliary transport particle B.